UCUAUUGCUCAUAUUGAAUAUCCAAAAAAUGUAUCUUUUUCAUGAGCCUGUUUAAUUCCUCGCAGCAACUUCGUACGAUCAGUGAUCUAGUUUGUUGACUGCCUUGGACAUGGCGUCCCAAGAGGCCGCCAUAGAGAGGCUUCAAAUGGCCGUCAUCGAUGGCCGUACCGAAAACAUUCGCUAUCGACAGACCCAACUGCGGAAUCUUCACUCGGCUUUGCGAAAUGAAGCUGCAAGUAUGUGCAGUGCAUUGGCCAAAGACAGUCAGACGUCAAAUGCCGAGGUUGAAACUGAGUACUACCUGGCUAUGGAAGCAGUCAGGCAUUUCUACGACUCUCUGAACUUUGAGGAAGAGUACAUGAAGAAGUAUUCGAUCACCAAUGGCAAGGACAAUACCAGCAGGAGAUUGGGUGUGGGGUUGGUUGUGAUUCGUCCGACCAGCCAUACAAGAUUCUACUCGAUAAUUACGCCAUUGGCUGCCGCGAUUUCUGCUGGAAACUGCAUUGUUCUUGAGCUUGAAGACAAUCUCUUGCAAGUGGACGCAGUCCUCCGGAAAAUCCUCCCUGCAGCGCUGGAUAUCAAUUCGUUUUGUCUCAGUAAGACAAUACGCGAUUCGUCGAUCCUGGAAAUCGCAGUUUUGGUUGACCAAACCAGCACCGCAUCAUCAAGAAGUCUCACUGCUCAACUAUGCUCCUCGUCAAUAACCCGGACAGUGGCUAUUGUGGACCGUACAGCGGACUUACAAGUCGCAGCGAAGGCCAUCACCCAGGCCCGAUUCAGCUUCGGUGGCACAUCGCCAUACGCCCCAGAUCUGGUAUUAGUGAACGAAUUCGUUAAGGAAGAAUUCUUUGAGGCUUGUUCGAAAUACGCAACGCUGGCGUUUGCGAAAGACUCCGCAGUGAAGAAGGUCAACGGAAACCGGAGCGAGGAUUCGAGGAAAGCGGUUGCAAAGGCGGAAGAGAGGAGGCAGGUCGCGAGCUUCGGGUCUAACGACUUCAAACUCGUGCAAAUUUUGGACAAGUCGACCUCGCUCAUGAAGAUGAAAAUUAGCGGCCGUUAUCUGCCGAUUGCGACCUGCUCGGGGCUCAUUGACGCCAUCUUCAACCAGCAAUUCGAAAACCCCCUACUAGCAGGAUAUUUCUUCGCCGAUCCAAAAUCCGCCAAAUAUCUAGCACAACAUCUCCUAUGCCACAUCUCCUGUAUUAACCAGAUUCCCAUCCAUCUCCUCGUCGGUCCUGCCGCACCGAUGGCCCACGAUGCUGAUUUCAGCUACCGCUAUAGCAAGGAUAUGUUAUCAGUUGCACGGCCACAGUACGUUGAGCCGCCCGCUGAAGCUUUUGCAAUGGCCAAGGAGUUACUUGAUGGGUCGAAGAAGACUAGCACGUCGAAAAUAAGGGCGCUUGCGAUUGUGCCCCUGAAACCCACGGGACAGCCUGCAAAUGACCAUCUUGGUUUUUUUGAGGCGGGUCUUGUUACUAUGGGUAGUAUUGUGCUGGCUAUCAUUUUACCGAUAGUUGGGUUUGGGACAUGGAUCGCGGCUAGGAAGGGAGUUGCGAUAGCAUCGAGGUGGAGGAAUUAGGAUCUGGGAUCAGUUUUCCAGGGACACUUGUGUGAUUAAUAAAGGGAUAUUAUCCUGGAGGAGUUCAGACUUAAAUCUUUACAAUUGUAUCGUCGGUUGCCCGGUUGCUUG
Messenger RNA from Pseudomassariella vexata, 1690 nucleotides. RefSeq names its product Aldehyde/histidinol dehydrogenase. The transcript is spliced from 4 exons. NCBI's taxonomy places the organism in Eukaryota, Fungi, Ascomycota, Sordariomycetes, Amphisphaeriales, Pseudomassariaceae. Gene Ontology annotation, molecular function: oxidoreductase activity, acting on the aldehyde or oxo group of donors, NAD or NADP as acceptor. Bases 110 to 1579 code for a protein of 489 amino acids. The record is from RefSeq and is a predicted model, not a curated record.